This is a messenger RNA of Drosophila rhopaloa, 4640 nucleotides long. RefSeq names its product mitogen-activated protein kinase kinase kinase 15 (gene Ask1). Gene Ontology annotation, molecular function: protein kinase activity; ATP binding. The record is from RefSeq and is a predicted model, not a curated record. Lineage: Eukaryota; Metazoa; Arthropoda; Insecta; Diptera; Drosophilidae. Gene Ontology annotation, biological process: MAPK cascade; protein phosphorylation.
GGUCACUCUGCUCUGCGCGUUUCCACAAGUUUCUUUAUUUAUUUGAUAAUUAUUCGUUACGCGGCAAUUAACGCGAUGCAGUUGCAGCAAGUAAGUGGUAAUGGACCAGUUUGCCACUGAGGUGCGCGCGUCCGCCGAGCAGAAAGUGUGCAAAUUCCGACAAGUGCGCGAAAUUCGUCCAAAAACAGAAUAGUUAGUUCCAAGAAUAGCUGCGAUCGAGUGGGAUCAGAUCGGAUCGGAUCGAACUAGCUAUGGAUGUGGUGUGUGUAAUCGAUACGGCGGUGGGCGACCAUCUGGAGGAUCGCCUCUGUGCGCUCGAGGAGAUCAAGCAGGCUGUGCAGUCAGCAGGCGCCAAUUUUCAGAGGGUUCAGUUCGAGCGCCUGGAUUUCGGGGAGACGAAUGUGCUGGAAAUGUUCUACAACGCCGAUGUGGCCGUCAUCGAUCUAAGCAUCCUCACGCAGCAGCGCCCGCUGUCCUAUCACUACGGCGUCCGGGAGAGCUUCGGCAUGAAGGAGAACAUCCUCAUCUACAACGAUGUGGAGUCCAAGCAGACACUCAGUCUCAAGCUCUCGUGUGCCAACUACCUGUUCCUCAGUUACAAACUGAAUGCGGAGAGUAAUUCCUGCCACCUGACUAGCCAGCCCAACAGCAACAAAGAACCCGAGGCACGGGUGCCCACUUUGCAGUGGCGCCUCAAGAAAAAGCUACAGGAUGUGGAGAUACAGUCGAAAGCCCACAUGCGUGAGAAAUUUCUCAGCGACAUGCGAACGGCGCGGGAUACGUACGCCACGAAUGGCGUCAAGCUGCAGAGCAUCUUGCACGAGAUGCGAAAGCGGCUGGACGAUCCACAUGUCCUCUCCGGCGAGGUGGUGCACAGCUUCAUGUGCUCGUUGAGGGAUGUGCAGGACUACGAUGCCAUGGUGAGGCUGGUGAACGACCUGAAGAACAUACCCAACACUCGGAAAUACGUAGAGACGGGCAACAUGAGUUUCCUGUACGCCUUCGCCCUAAACCGCAGGAAUCGCAAGGGAGACCGCGAGAAGGCACUGGAAUCGUCGCUUAAGGCGCUAGAGAAGAAAGAGAACCACUUUCCAGACAUGCUUUGCCUGUGCGGUCGCAUCUACAAGGACAUCUUCGUAGAGUCCGACUACACGGACGCCACUAGUUUGGCGCACGCCAUUAAGUGGUACCGCCAAAGUUUUGAGGUCCAGCCGAAUGAGUACGCGGGCAUCAAUCUGGCCACCCUGCUGGUCAUCGAGGGCAAGGAAUUCACCAAUACGGAGGAGCUGCAGCACAUUGGAAUGACCCUGAACAACUUGAUCGGCAAAAAGGGCAGCUUGUCCUCUCUGAGCGAAUAUUGGGAUGUGGCCACCUUCUUCGAGAUCUCCGUUUUGGCCAAGGAUUACGCCAAGGCGAUUCAGGCAGCAGAGUGCAUGUUCAAACUAAAACCACCCAACUGGUAUCUCAAGUCCACCAUCGGCAAUAUCUCUCUUAUCCACCGGUUUCGCAAGAAGCCCGAGGAGCGUCUGCCUCCCAUUGAGGAGCAGGUGUUCCAGUUCUGGAUGGACUUCUUUUUGGAGGCCACCAACACGGAGGAAGUAAAGAACAGCAUACGGUUUCCCAUACUGAUUCUUGAGCCGCAGAAGAUCUACAUGCCCAGUUAUGUGACCAUUAAUAUGGAUGCGGAUGAAAAGUCCAUUCAGAUCGUGAACAAUUGUCUGGCGCACGCAAAGAAUGCUUGCAAGAAACUCCAUGACUUUCUUUUCGUGGCCUCAAAGAUCAAGUCCGUCAGCCUGUACAAGCGGGAUGAUCGCUGUGCCUAUCUGUACGUCCAUCAUAAUUCGGAUGACUUUCAGAUAUACUUCCCCUCCACCGAGCGCCGGCAAAAGUUCUACGAUAUGAUCCUGGAGAUGACCGCUGACCAGGUGGUUUUUGUCAAUCUCAGCAAUGAUGACGCGCAAAUCGAGUACGAGUACGACUACGAUGAGCAGAACCGCAAGAUGGUGCUGGGCAAAGGCACGUACGGAACCGUUUACGCCGCUCGCGACAAGCAGACGCAAGUGCGUAUUGCCAUCAAAGAGGUGCCGGAAAAGAACUCACAGGACGUACAGCCACUGCACGAGGAGAUCAAGCUGCACUCGCAGUUGCGCCACCGCAACAUCGUACGCUACUUGGGAUCACGCUCGGAGGACGGCUUCUUCAAGAUCUUCAUGGAGCAGGUGCCAGGAGGCUCGCUCUCCGACCUUUUAGAGACCAAAUGGGGUCCGCUCAAGGACAACGAGUCCACAAUGGCCUUCUACUCCAAGCAGAUCCUCGAGGGGCUCAAAUACCUCCACGAGCAGGAUAUUGUGCAUCGUGAUAUCAAGGGCGAUAACGUUCUGGUUAACACGUACAGCGGCGUGGUUAAGAUUUCCGAUUUCGGCACCUCCAAGCGGCUGGCCCGCAUCAAUCCGAUGACGGAGACCUUCACGGGCACUUUGCAGUACAUGGCGCCAGAGGUUAUUGACCAGGGCGUUCGCGGUUACGGCCCAGCGGCAGACAUCUGGUCUUUUGGCUGCACAAACGUGGAGAUGGCCACAGGCAAGCCGCCGUUUAUUGAGCUGGGCUGUGCCCAGGCGGCCAUGUUCAAGGUGGGGUACUACAAGAAGCACCCAAACAUACCCGAGGAACUGUCCGCAAACGCCAAGAACUUCAUUCUGCGUUGCUUCGCCAUCAGCGUACUCGACCGACCAUCCGCUUCGCAACUGCUAGAGGAUCCCUUUUUGGCAGAUAAACCUCGCAAGACGCGUCCGGCUUUGCCCAUCAAUACGGAGUUUGGACGUAGCAUCUCGGUGCCGGCUGAUCGUUUUGUGCACAAAACCACACCGCCGCUGAGCUACAACACAACCUGCAAUACGCCCACCACGCCAGAAUUGGACAUUACUCACACAUCCUCGGUGGACAUUGACGAGUUGCCCAGCAACCAGUUUCUGCUGGAACGACGCAAUUCUUCUGGAUUUUUGCUUUCGCCGGAAAUCGAACCCUCCACGCCGUCCUUGCGAACGAGCAUUAGUGAGACGAGUGAAACUGACGGAUUCUACCGAUUAAAGAAGGAUUCACAAAGGCGGACGACGCUUUCUAAGGUUUUGGCACUGGAUGAAUCCAAGAUCUGCGAUAUUUGGCUGAAGAAGGUAGAUGCCGAUCAACACUCGAUUGCGAUUAGGAAGAGCGACUUGGAGGUGUUGAUCCGGGGACUGCGGGAUUAUAUCAUGAAUGAGAACGAAAAGCAUUUGGAGGCGACUAUAAACGAACUGAAGCAAAAGCUAAAUAACGACGCAGUGGCUCUUGACCAUCUGCAUCUGGCCCUGUACUCUUUUCAAGACGCUGUUGUCUGUGUGCUGCGGUAUCACUGCAUUAAACCUCAUUGGAUGUUCGCUUUGGAUAAUCUCGUUAAGCGGGCCGUCCAGGCGGCGGUUACAAUUUUUUCUCCUGAACUGGGUGCCAAUCUGGCGGACAAGGAUCUGUCCGGAAAUGAUGAUGAAAGCGUGCACACAAGCCUCAUGCAGCAGGGUUCUACCGACAGUCAAGAGAAGCAUCAGCAGAGCCUGGAAAAGGUACAGCCUUCGAGCAGUACGGGAGGAGGAGUCGGACUUGCGCCAGCAGACCCGGGUGGCGAUGCCCUGGCCAGUUCGGUAGAGUGCGCCCGCAUCCUGCGAGACAUUCGUGACAACCAGCAGAAGCUGCAACGUCAACUGCUCGAGCAGCAGCGCCAGAGCAUGAAGGCCCUACAUAACAUUAGUCAGGAGCUAGCCCACAUUUACAUGGGCGGCAGGAAGAGAUUAAGACGCACCAUUAACGGAUUUAACAAAAAGUGCCAUAGAAUGAGUCCCAAUGCGGGCGGAAUGUCCGGAGUCCGUCCCACCCUAGUGGGCAAUCCCCGGAGGCAGCUAAACAAGCAACACUUUGGUCUUCACGAAAUAGACGAGCAGUUGGAGCAGUGGCUGACCCAGCAAGAAAUUGACGAGUUCUCAAAGACGCUCAUUCUGAAUGAAGGUUUCACGUUUGAGGAUUUCAUCUACAACAUGGAGAAGCUGGACCUCAUGAGGCUGGGUCUCCGCGUUGGCAUCGAGGUGCGUCUGUGGAAACUCAUUAUACAGGAACGGGCCUGCACUUCCUCCGAAUGCGUGGACAGUCCGCCCAGCACUUACCACAAACCUAUUGGAGGCAAUUGCUCUUUGGCCCUUAUUGACAACAACAAUACGCUACCAUCACCCACAACAACAACACCCGGAACGCCAGGCAUCAAAACGAAAAUAAAAAAAAGCGAAAGCGAAUACGAUUCCUGCAGCGAGUGACUGAAGCUGGAACCUCUAUAGUUGUGCCUUAACAGAUACUACUGAUACAGAUUAAUUGUUAAUGUUGUCCAUAUGCUACUAACCGCUAAGAAGCUCAGCUCAAUGAGUUUUCAGCAACCCUGGGUAAAAUUCGACCAGAUUCACUCAUGGUUCUCCGAACUUUGAGUUCGAAAAUACAUGGGUUUGUUUGUCGAGCUUUUGCCAUUGCAUGUUAAUUUAUCAAACAAAAAAUGGAAUUUAAGUGCCUUUAAUUUAAAACAAAACAAAAACUGAAACAGAAAUUACAUUGUGAAGUGCUUUGCAAAA